AUGGUUGGGCGCGGGUUAGAUUUGGCUCAGUUAGUGGGUGAGUUGUCGGGGAUUAGAUUGUACCCGGGGCAGUUGGAGAUGGUAAAGGAUGGAUUGGAGAUUGUGGAUGGGGGUGGUCUUGGGGUGCUUGAGAGUCCGACUGGGACGGGGAAGACAGUCUCUGCUUUGCUGAUUGGUAUGGGAUACUUGGGUGAGGAAGUGGAUUUAGGAGGAGUAUCGGUGGAAAAUGUGCAGAUUCUGGGUGAGCUGUAUAAGACUAGGCCGAAACAAGUGAUUUAUGCUUGUCGGACACAUGAACAGAUGGAUCAGGUGGUUAAAGAGUUGGCUUGGCUGAAUAGAGUGGUGGGUAGGAAGUACUUAGGAGUAGUACUGGGUAGUAGGCGAGUGACUUGUAUUCAUGAACGAGUGCGGGAAUCAGUGGAUAUUAAUCAUGCUUGCCAGUUGGUGGUUGCUCAGAAGAAGUGUGCGUAUUACAAUAAGUGGCAGACCCAUCGGGGUGGUUUAGGAGAGAGACAGGAGACAAUUAGUAUUGAGGCGGCUGUUAAACGGGGACGGGAAUGUGGGGAGUGUCCUUAUUACUACUUGCGUAAUCAAGUGCCACGGAGUGGUUUUGUUAUUCUGCCGUACUCGCAUAUUCUGAAGCCGGACUUCUUUGCAGAGUACCGGAUUUGGGCUAGUGAUGCUUUGGUGAUUGUGGAUGAAGGACAUAAUUUGUACGGGAGUGUGGUAGAAGAGAAUUCGGUGGAGGUAGAUUUGAAUGAGAUAAAGAUGGCCUUGCAUGAAACGAAAGAGUACCUGGGUAAGGAAGUUGGGAAGAAACGAGUAAUGGUUUUGGAACUGUACAUUUUGAUGGAGAAGGUGUACCAGUACGGACUGAGUGGAGAUGGGGAGAUAGUUGGGAUUAAUCGGUUUAUUUACUUGUGUGACUUGGCGGAGACUGAUCUGUUGCAAAUUGGGGAAAGUAUUAAGAAGUACCGACCGGGCCGAUGGAUUGCGCCUUUACGAGCUAGUGAUAUUGAAAACCGGGUGGGAGUGUGUAUUGACCAGAUGGGUAAAUUAGCUGAACUUUUGGGUCGGUGUGAUAAGAGUAGUUAUGUGAUGGCGAGUGAAGAGCGGUUGGUUUUGAAGAGUGUUUUACCAGGGGAGUUUCUUAGUCACUUGAACAGUGCGAAAAGUGUGCUGAUUAUUGGUGGGACUUUGUUUCCCUCAACUGAUAUAGGUAAGUUGUUUAAGCGGGAAGUAGUGAGUAAGAGUUAUCCGGCCGUAUGUCAGAAUAUAGUAGUUAGUCUCUGUAAUGACGCGCUUUUUACUUACCCGCGGCGUGAGAUAGAGGUGCGUAAGAUUUGUGAUUUGGCGGUAGAACAUGUUCAGCGGAUAGAUUCAGGGGGCGUGCUGGUUUUUGUUCAGUCUAAGGAUGUAUUGGGGAUGUGUAAAGAACGCGUGGGUCAAAUGAAGGAGAAAAUGGAUGGGGGCUUGGCUUUAGAUAAGGGGAUUGAGUGUUUGUUUGAAGGAGAUAGUUCUUUAGCUACUUACCGCUUGAAGAUUGCGCAACAGAAGAAGGCUUUGCUAUUCUGUGUUAUGGGCGGGUGUUUUAGUGAAGGAGUUAACUUUGCCGAUGAAUUGUGCCGGGUGCUGAUUAUUGGGGGACUGCCAUUGCCUAAACCUACGGCGGAAACGGCUUACCAACUUAAACUACAAGGAAAAGAGUUCUUUAUUGACCGAGCUAUGUGUGUGGUUAAUCAGACAAUUGGCCGGGCUGUUCGGAAAGCGAGUGAUUAUUGCUAUGUAAUUCUAUUGGAUACUCGUUUUAUCAAGUACCAAAGCAAGAUAAGUCAAUGGGUGCAGAAGAACUUAAAAGUAACAACUUCCUCUGAAACACUUACUGAAGCGGCUACUAGACUUAAGAGUUGGCAAGUGAGUACUCGGAAUUAG
Messenger RNA from Nematocida homosporus, 1932 nucleotides. RefSeq names its product chromosome transmission fidelity protein 1. The record is from RefSeq and is a predicted model, not a curated record. NCBI's taxonomy places the organism in Eukaryota, Fungi, Microsporidia. Gene Ontology annotation, molecular function: ATP binding; DNA helicase activity; DNA binding. The transcript has a single exon. Bases 1 to 1932 code for a protein of 643 amino acids. Gene Ontology annotation, biological process: nucleobase-containing compound metabolic process.